CGGUCGGCAGACGUCUGAUGACUAAUAAAGGCCUUGAUGCUGCCACCUGGCAAUAUCCAAUGUUCCAGAUGAACCAACCUUGAAACACUUACCCCUCAUAGACGCAAAUUCAAACUUUCCUCGCAAAGACAAGUACCUAGUGUAUUUUCGACGGCGAACUAUAUAUUGUCAUGGGGUCUUUUGAGGACAAAAUUGAUGGCGCUGUGCGAAACAGCGACAUCCCAGGCGUCAUGCUAUAUGCGCAGGAUACAUCUGGCAACUUUCAAUAUUCACACAUUUUCGGCCACGACUUGAAUACCAAGAAGCCUCUCACAGCCGACAACAUCCUCACACUAGCAUCCGUCACGAAGCUUUUCACAACCAUUGCCGCUCUGCAACUGGUAGAACGCGGCAUCCUUUCCCUUGAUCAAGAUAUAUCUAAGCACGUCCCAGCGUUGGCGGACAAGCCCGUGUUGACGGGUUUCACGGAGUCCGGGUCCCCCAUUGAAGUCCCACGCAAGAAUCCAAUCACCCUCCGCCAUCUCCUGACCCACAGCGCUGGAAAUAGUUACGACUUUCUCAGUGAUACGACGCGGGAGUGGCAAUCUUUUCACAAGAUCAAACCUGUUCGCGGGUCCACUGUUGAAGAGCGCUUCUGUUACCCGUUGGACUACGAACCAGGAGAGGGCUGGGCCUACAGCUCCAGCUUAGACUGGACAGGCAAACUCAUCGAGAAUGUGACUGGAAAAUCUCUGGAACAGUACAUGCGCGAAAACAUUUGGGAUCCAAUCGGUGCCAUUAGCUUCACCUUUGACAUUGAGACUAUAAGGCCCAAAUUAUGGGGGAUGAAUACCCGCGACAAAAACACGGGAAAGAUCAUCCUUCACCGCGGUCGAAGCUUAAACCACGGGGUCACAGACUGUUUAGGGGGGCAGGGGUCGUAUGGUUCGGCCUCAGACGUUAUGCGGGUGUUACAGUCUCUUUUGGUUGAUGAUGGAAGGCUACUGAGACCGAGUACGACUGCAGAAAUGUUCAAACCUCAGCUUUCUGCGGAGGCAAAGAAGGGCCUCUUAGCAGCAAUGGAGGAGCCUGAGUGGGCUGUUGGUCAUUUCCCUGCUACUCGUGAGUAUGAUUGGGGUCUUGGGGGACUGCUUGUUGACGGGCAUAAUCACCCGAACCGGCAGAACGGGACGCUGAUGUGGAGCGGGGCCUCUAACGUUUUCUGGUGGGUUGACAGGCAAACUGGGUUGUGUGGCUUCUUUGCAACUCAAAUGCUGCCAUCAGCGGAGGAGGGAGUACGGCCAUACAUCAAAGCAUUCGAGGACGAGAUGUAUGCAAGAGUCAAAGGACCCAAACCACGUGCUGUUCUCUGAUGAAACAAAUGUUUUUGAAUCAGACACAGCAUUCUGCAGUGAUGAAAUAUGUUGCUAUAGAGCUGUAAGACGUCAGUGGUUGUAGUUUAACUGAAGAUGCAUCUACUGUCGACUGAUUGAUGCGGCUAGGAAAUUCCACCUGCUAGAAGUGGAAAACAGCGUAUUGUCCACAUGAAAUUAAUCAACAUCUCGCAAGAGGCG
This is a messenger RNA of Colletotrichum navitas, 1553 nucleotides long. RefSeq names its product beta-lactamase. The transcript is spliced from 3 exons. The record is from RefSeq and is a predicted model, not a curated record. Bases 171 to 1352 code for a protein of 393 amino acids. Lineage: Eukaryota; Fungi; Ascomycota; Sordariomycetes; Glomerellales; Glomerellaceae.